CAACAACUUUAUCAAGAUGGGCUUCAAGAUGGCUAACAAGGCUCCAAUGAAGGAGGAAAAACCUCCUGAAAAACGCCGUGUAAAUGGUUUUCACCCAAAAGAAAAUGGAUAUAUGACCUCAGAGAGUGAUGCUGUCAAGCCUAAAAGUGUUGAAUUCCACGAGGAGUUCGAGGAAACGCCGCUCAUGGUAGCAGUUUUGACAUACAUCGGCUACUUUGUGCUUGUCGUGUUUGGCUAUCUGAGGGAUUUUAUGAGGAACUAUGGCAUAGAGAAAUCAAAAACUGGCAAAGAACUUGGAAAUGAAGGAUUUGUUCCACUGUAUGCAGACUUUGAAAGCUUUUACACCAGAAACUUAUACAUCAGAAUACGAGAUUGCUGGAACAGACCAAUUGCUAGUGUUCCUGGUUCACAUAUCAGUAUAGUCGACAGACAGACAGAUGACUAUGGCUGGUCAUUUAGAUUUGAUGGCAAUCAAACAAAAGCUCUCAAUCUUGGAUCUUAUAACUACCUGGGUUUUGCUGAAAAUGAAGGAGCUUGUGCUGAAUCUGCCGAGCAAGCAGUGAUUGAAAGUGGGCUGGCAUCAUGUAGUACAAGACAUGAAUAUGGCACACUUGAUAUUCAUGUAGAGUUAGAAAAAAUGGUAGCAAGAUUUCUUGGUAAGGAAUCAGCAAUGGUGUUUGGAAUGGGGUUUGCUACAAACUCUACAAACAUCCCCAUCCUUGUUGGCAAAGGAGACCUUAUUAUCAGUGAUGAACUUAACCAUUCGUCUCUUGUCCUCGGAGCAAGACUUGCGAAUGCAAAAAUCAAAGUGUUCAAACACAAUGAUAUCAAAAGUUUAGAAAAGAUAUUGAAAGAUUCAGUAGUCCAAGGCCAACCCAGGACUCAUCGGCCAUGGAAGAAAAUCUUGAUAAUAGUAGAGGGUGUAUACAGCAUGGAGGGCUCCCUAGUCCGUCUUCCAGAAAUAGUUGCUUUGAAAAAGAAGUACAAAGCUUACCUGUACCUAGAUGAAGCACACAGUAUUGGAGCCAUAGGGAAGACAGGUAGGGGYGUGGCAGAGUAUUUUGGCGUCAACACAGAUGACAUUGAUAUCAUGAUGGGAACUUUUACCAAGAGUUUUGGUGCUGCUGGGGGAUAUAUUGCUGCCUCUGAGAAAAUAAUUAACCACAUUAGAGCAAGCUCACAUAGUGCAGCAUAUGCAUCGUCCAUGUCACCUCCAGUUGUUCAACAAAUCUACACCAGUAUGAAGAUAAUUAUGGGAGAAGAUGGCACUGACAGAGGGCGACAAAGAAUCAGGGCCUUAGCUGAAAAUACAAAAUACUUCAGAACUCGUUUAAAGGAAAUGGGAUUCAUUAUUUAUGGGCAUGAUGCAUCACCUGUUGURCCAUUGCUGUUAUACAUGCCAGCCAUUUGGUCGGGAGAUGCUAAAGAGAAAGAUAGGCGUUGUUGUAGUUGGCUUUCCAGCWACACCAAUCAUUGAAUCAAGAGCAAGAUUCUGCUUGUCAGCUGCGCACACAAGAAAAAUGCUUGAUGAAGCUCUGGAAGCAAUUGAUGAAGUUGGAGACAUCCUACAGUUGAAAUAUUCAAGAAAACCCAAACCUCUCAAGUCAUCAAAUUAGACUUCUAUGUUUGGCAUUUUAUGUUAAACUGUGCURCUUUCUGCUACACUGUAGAUGGAAAUGUAUUCCCAUGAAAUACAAGAUAAUUUUUAUGUAUAUAGUGACGUCCGAAAUGUAUGGUACAUUGUAGUGUACAAAUAUAAAUAUAAAUCCAUAAAACAAAUAUAACUAUAUUGUUUUCGACAGGAUUAAUUAGUACAGCAUAGUGCAAAAUUCGUACCUGCAAAAUUUAAGUGCACUAAUUAUAUUUGUGAAAUACUAAUAAGUAAUUGGACAAAAGUACACUAAUUUAACAUAUCAAGUAAAGACAGAGGAUUUUAKUAAGCAAUCCAUUUCGUGAAUAUGAUUAAUUCACUUAAUAUUAGGAUGUAAAAUAAGUUACGUAGUUUAGCAUUAUGUUGGUAGCUAUUUAGAGUCAAUUUUGUAUGAGUGUGAAACGUAAGGUAGAAGUUACUGUACGGUUACCGCACAGUUACAGGACCUGGCCUGCACAAUUUUUGUGAACCAAUGGGGUACUAGAAUUUGGUUACAGUAAGGUUACSRUCACAGUACAGUACCGUCYGUUUCCCACUCAUACGAAAUCYGCUCUAUUUUCAUGGGUAUAUUAUUUGCACUUUAGCUCCAUUAGAUUGUAUAUUUACACAAUAGAAGGUUUUAAAAGUAGAGUGAAUUGUACCAAAGGUGUUCUUAAUAAUCUUCAUGUUAGUUGACCAUAAUUCUAUAAAGGUGUCUMAAUUUCUUACCAAAAUAACUGUUAUAAGUUUUCAGCAUGAUUUUCCCUUAAACAUGAAAGAAUAUAAUUAUAAGUAUUGCUAAUGGUUGGAAGUAAUGUCUUUCUUAGAGGCAAUUUUUUAAUAUUUUUUUUAUUAACCGGAGUGAUUUUCAUUAACUCUUUAAACACACUAAAAUAGAGUGCUACACUUUGUUCUUUAUUUUGUUUUUCAUUGAUUUUUUUUUUGUUUUACAGUUCUUUUAUGGAUUAACGAACACCACUCCAGAAUCAUGUACACAUUGUGUUUCUUUGUACAGAUGACAAUAUAUUAUUUCUGUUAGUUUCAAUGAAAAAUAUCACUAAUAAUUGGUUCAACUGAGAUGGUAUACUUUUGCUGUCAAGCGAGUCAAGCAAUGAGUGAUAUCAGCUAUAACUCCUCAAUAGGUUUUAAGGUUAUAAUCACAUAGCUAAUUAAAUGAUUCAUAAAAACAAUAUUAUUGUACGAUGCCUCCUCACAAUGCAGGCAGGCUUGAUGCCAUCUUCCAAGAAUCAAAAUAACAUUUUAAGCACAAUAUCUUUAAUUUCAAAAGAUAAAUAAUUUAAAUAAUAUUGAGCAUUGCAAAAAGAAACUCUGAUAUUUUUUAUUUAAAAGUACUUUAUGAUUGUUUUGUAAAAUUUCAACUUCUACCCAGUGUGGUGAUUGAAAAAUAGCAAUAAUUCUUACAAUUUUAGCCUUUGAAUUUUCAAAAAUAAAGGUUCAAAGAAACUACA
This is a messenger RNA of Exaiptasia diaphana, 3099 nucleotides long. RefSeq names its product serine palmitoyltransferase 2. The record is from RefSeq and is a predicted model, not a curated record. Gene Ontology annotation, biological process: ceramide biosynthetic process; sphingosine biosynthetic process. Gene Ontology annotation, molecular function: serine C-palmitoyltransferase activity; pyridoxal phosphate binding. Lineage: Eukaryota; Metazoa; Cnidaria; Anthozoa; Actiniaria; Aiptasiidae. Gene Ontology annotation, cellular component: serine palmitoyltransferase complex.